UAUUUUUGAAAUAUUUUAUUCUAUUAUACAACAAUUUUAUACUGUUUGUUGAAUUUGACUUUUGAAGUGCUUGUUACUUGAUAUGGGUGGUAAGGGAAGGCUGGAGAAAGUAUAAAAGCACUCUGAAACCUGGAAAGUUGGCUUCUUAGAAGCCCACCUUUGUAGUGAUAGUGUUGAAGUUUGUUUCUCAAAAGAGCAGUUUAUAGAAAUUCUUUGAAAUGUUUUUGAGUCAGAGUAGCGUGACGAAGUUGUACACAAGUGUGAUAGAAGAUGUAGUAAGUGGUGUGCGGGAAGCUUUUCUGGACGAGGGUGUUGAUGAGCAAGUCUUGCAGGAACUGAAACAGAUAUGGGAAAGUAAAUUAUUAUCCAGUAAGGCUCUGGAGCAACCCGACCCUCCUGAGCCACAGCCUCCUCUUAUCAACUCCCAGAAGGCUGUGGCUAAUGUUCCCGGCAAACCUGUUAAUCCAGCACCCCAGCCUCAUCCCCAAAUUCCAGUGACAGACUACAAUAAACCAGUACCAAUUCAAAUCACUCUUCCAGCACAGGUUGGUUCCAACAACACACAACCAAGAGUUCUCACCAUACAAGUGCCAGCCAGUGCCCUUCAUGGUAACCAACUUCACUCUGUACUGACCGGACCAGUGAUUUCUGCUACCAUGGCUCUCCCUUCCCACGUGGCCGAGGCAGUGCUACAAGCCCAUGUCACUGCCAACUUGCAGGGGCAGGCCAUGUCAGGAUCAUUGCAGAUGCAACAACAGCAGCAGCAACAGCAGCAACAACAGCAACCUCAACAACAGACACAACAACAGGUGUUACAGGCAGCAGGACUCACACAACAGGAAACCCGACAAACAUUCACUCACCACCAGUUGCAGAACUCAGUACCUCAGCUGGAUGGUCAGCACGACACAUCCGACGAAGAAGAGGAUGAGGAGGAGGAAGAUGAUGAUAAUGAUGACGAUGACAACGAGGAUAAGGACGAGGAAGAGAACGAUGAGAACGAGGCAGGAGCAGAGGAGGAACCUCUGAACUCAUCAGAUGAUGUCAGUGAGGAAGACCCAACGGACAUGUUUGACACUGACAACGUUGUGGUCUGCCAGUAUGAUAAGAUCACACGGAGCCGGAACAAGUGGAAGUUUUACCUGAAGGAUGGCAUCAUGAACCUCGCCGGCAAGGAUUACGUCUUCCAAAAAGCCAACGGAGACGCAGAGUGGUGAAAAUGGUUCCUAAGGAUUAGUUUUUAAUUGUUGUAUCAUAUUUUGUAUGUUGAAGCAAGUGAUUUUUGGUAGCGGAAAAGUGAAUCUCAAUCGGUCAAAGUCGCCCAUGUGUAGUGUUAGUUGCUUUUUCUGGGCAGUACUACUACAGUGAACACGGUAGUGGGUUGUGGGACCUUCAGUUCUGAUUCACUGCACUAUUUAGUUGUUGAGUGCCUCUUGAAAUAAUUUUGACACCAGUAGAACGAUUAGAUUUUACGUUACAAUUAUUACUUGUUUAUUUAAUUAGUAUCCUUAUUUGGAUGAUUGUAGUUAAUACAUUAUAUGCUGUAUCAUUCAUUACAUACACACUCAUCAAUUUAUGAAACAGACAUUGAAAAAUGCCAAAGCGUCCUGGUGAUGUGUAUUAUAAAAAUUGUAAACAUUUUCAUCCUAACAAAUAAUUGUUAUUUGAAUAAACUGUGUAAAAGAUUGUUUUGUACAGUUUGUCAGGUAAGUAAUACAAUUAUUAUUAUGUAGAAAUCAUGACAUUUGUUUUUCUACAUGUAAAAGAGCAGCAAUGUUGUACAAAAAAUCGACUCAAAAUGUACACUUCGGUCUUAUGGCUCGUAGAUUUUGUUCAUCAUUAAUAUACUGUAAUUAGUUGUUAUAAAAUGAAAUACGUUAAUUUUAAAUUAUUGUACCGAUAAUUAUUAUUUAGAGCAUUAAAACUGAAUAAUAUUUUAUAUAAACUUAACAAAAAUAUUGGUAUAUGUAUUUGAUAAGACCAGUUACAGUACUGGCCAAUCAUGCAGUUGUAGUGUAAUCGUUACGAAAACUUUUUAAUAAAGGUCAUCAUGUGUAAGUUAUCAACAUUCUUUACAGCUUUCUUUACAUCUUCUGUUUAUUUGAAGAAUAGUUUAUGAAAUUUUCAGUGCAAAUUUUUUACUCACAAAGGUGCACAAUUUAAAAACAAUUUUAAAACUUAAUAUUGUUAAAUUUGUUAUCAUGCUUAUUUUAUUAAUUCCACAUAAGUGAUACACAUUAACUAAUAAUUUUAACAUAAUGACGAUUAAACUAGUGUCACAUUAUGUUUAGCGUUCUAUUAGCAUCCAACAAACAUACUUUUGUAAAUAAUGUAUUUAUUUAAUAUUUUUAUGAUCAUAAAAACAAAAUUUUUGUAUACAUUGUAUACUUCUUGUGUACGAUGUAUAUUUUGUAUACAUUGUAGUCCUACUGUGAUAUAACAGUCUCACAUUUAUUAAUUAUACAUUUAUGUGCUGUCUCACUCAGUCGUAAUUUUUAAAUAAAAUACCAAAUAUAUGUUCAAACACAUAUUCAUAUUUAAAUUACGUUGAUUGAGUGCGCCACUAUAGUUGACCCAUAAAAUUGUUGAUUUACAGUAGUAUAUGACUGUUAUUUGAUUUGAUUAUGAGUUGUAAUAGUGAAAAAAGGUUUAUUGUGUUUGAUCAUAAUUAAUUUUUUGUUGUAAAGAAAAUUUUAUUAAUAAAAAGAUAAUUAAACGGAUGAUAAAAAGUAAGACAUUACGUAAAACUUUUAACUCAUUGAUUAAGAGAUCGAUUAUAUGAUUUAGAGGUUACUUUUACAUACCAAAACAGCUUAUUAAUGAGUUUAAGUAAUUAAGAUAUACUGCAGUACUGAAAUGUGAUAUUUUUAUCUUAAAUUUUAGUUAGAAGAUAUUCUUUUGCGGUGUUUACAAUUUUGACCUGUUGAGUUCAGAUUCCACGAUGGGCAUCAGAUUUCAUUGUUAAUUAUAGAAUUGUAAGUUUUAACAAAAUGUACCAUUUUGAGUUAGUGAGGUAUUGUUGUUUAUAAUUCUUUCAUGGGGUUUGCAGAAUGUCUGUCAAUUCUGAAAAUAGUUUUGUUGUGCAAAGUUUGAAUGAUUUAGGAAUCCUAUAUUUGUAGAAAAAUUUUCCUUAAUUCUCUUGUUGGCAUCUUUAUGUUUAUAUUUAGUUUUGUCAAGAAAAGUUUUGCGGUUUGUCAAAAAGUUUCACAGUACAAUUUCUUAAAUAUUCACUUUAAUUCAUUUUAAGUUAAAUAAACAUCUGUAUAUUUAACAUUGUCUUUUAUCUCCAAUACAAAACAGUGUUCUCAUUACUAUAAUAUGAGUAGUCAAAGCCUUGACUUCCUAUUUAUCAAUUAUCACUUAUAAAUAGUGUUGUUUCAUAAAAUCUUUUUCAGACGUGGCAGACUUUUAGUUUAGUUCAUAAAUUUGUCUUCUUUAGAAUAAAUAACUUCCAUUAAAAGAUACUUUAGGUGCUAGGAACUUUCUCUGUUUCUUCCUGUCAUAUUGUUUUCUAGACUGAAUUAUUUCUGGUAUAAAUGUGUUAGAGCAAAUGCUCUAAAGACGAUGACUGCUGAGAUAGUGUUGGAUCUAGUCAGGUCAUUGACAUCAGUUUUCCGCUUCCAAACUUUCUGGAGGCCUUUCUUGUUACUGGAAGUACAAAGGUCUCUAGUUUUACCAUCAGGCCUGUGAUAUGUGCAAGGUUUCCACUUUCUAUGAGUUAAACUCGUUUUACAUGACUUGUGUACUUUUACUUGUAGUUUGUGAAUUUUCCUGCCUUUUGUGUGAAGAAUACUUCAUUUUACUUGUCUGUUAACUCCUUCAUUACUUACUAGUAAUACUACUAUUAAUAUGGUAGUCCCUGGAAUAUAAGUUUCAUUAGAGGUUGUGUAUUUUAUGUUAGUUGAAAAUUAAAGAAAGUAUGAAAUGCAAAUAGUUUGGUGCUGGUGCCAGUGUAAAAACAACUGCAAAAUAAAAUUUAUUUUAACAGUUAUGUUAAUUCAACUGAUUUUAGGGAGAUGGUAUGUAUGAUAUGUAUCAAUAUUUGAGUAAAUGUUUUUAAGGAAGACAAUUCCUGUUUUAAUAUUAAAACAUAAAUUUUGAAAUAGUUCAUUUUAAAAUAUUUCAAUCUAAGUUUUGUAGUAAACUAUUGAAAACCUAAAUACCAAUUAUAUUCUGCCAAUAGUAAAAUACUUCCAUUAAAUUAUUAAAUAUUUAUUAUAUUAUAGGAAUUCUACACCAUAUGUUGUAACCCAUUGAGGAAACACUUAUUUUUUGCUAAUUUAACCCGUGGCAACAGUAAUAUAAGCAAAAUGGUUAGUUGUAAUUUUUAACCAUUGUAAUUUUAACCAUAGAAGUUAAAGUUGUAACAUUUUACAUUUAUUGUACUUCUAAAUUUUUGGAUAAAAACCUCUAAAUUACACUUCAAUACAGUUUUCAAUUAAAAUAUUAAUUUUUAAAACAUCUUAAAAAUUUAAAUCUAAGUGAUGUUUCUGUAAUCUGCUUAAAAUUUGUUUGUUGACAAAAAGAAUUUAUAUUAAUUUUUUCACAACAUGAUCAAAUCAUGGCAGUGUUAAUGAAUAAAGAAUGUGAACAUGACUCUGCAUAAAAUUGUAUGUAAACAAACAGCUGAUUGGACUAUCCAUCACAAGUAUAAAAGAAUCAGACGUUCAUCUUUCAAAGUCUAGCUCCAGAAUGUGAACACAAUUUGAAGAAUACACAACUAUGUUUACAGUGUUACACAUUAAAACAAAAGAUAAGCUGUGUAUUGCGGGACAAACUCAGUUCAUCUGUCUACCUCAGUGGGUAAAACAAAUAAAACUUGUCUCUUUUUUAUAGCAAACUAUUAAAAUAUUGUUAGGUACUAGUAAACAUUAUAACGUUUAGAGAUUAACAGCACCAACAUUUUACCCAGAUUAAAACCAAAUGAUAUGAAUUAGCGCAUUUGUUUGCAUUACAUUUUACUUGCCCCAAAACUUACAUUUUGGCAUAAAAAUGAAUCACUUUAUUUCAUUUCUUAAAACAGGGUGAGACCUGUACCUUUUGUUGUCAAAAACUACCAUUGUAUAUAUUAUUUAUAUAUAUGAUAGCGAUGUCUUAUAGAAGAAAGUUCCGCUGAUGGUGCGGGACUAAGACUGAGAUGCGUAGGUUGUAGCUACCAACGUCUUGCACAUAUCUGUAGACCAAGCUGGGGCUCUGGUAUUUAUAUACCUAUAGUUUGUAUUGUCUAAUUUUACUUGUAUUUGAGAUCAUGUUAAUAUAUUAUUGUGUAAAAUAAAGUAUUUGUUAUAUGAAA
Messenger RNA from Homalodisca vitripennis (glassy-winged sharpshooter), 5293 nucleotides. Its product is annotated as transcription initiation factor IIA subunit 1-like. Lineage: Eukaryota; Metazoa; Arthropoda; Insecta; Hemiptera; Cicadellidae. The record is from RefSeq and is a predicted model, not a curated record. Gene Ontology annotation, cellular component: transcription factor TFIIA complex. Gene Ontology annotation, biological process: transcription initiation at RNA polymerase II promoter; transcription by RNA polymerase II. Bases 219 to 1217 code for a protein of 332 amino acids. The transcript has 9 exons.